ACUGAAGUUUUAGAAAAAGCCAAUUUUUCUACAAUAACCAAACUUUUUGACAGCUCAAUGUUUCUCCUGUGGCCCGACGGUGUUCGUCAUGAUGACGUCCUCCUAUUUUUAAGCGAUGCUGCGCCAUACAUGAAGAAAGCAGGUACAACUAUCAAGGCUUUGUACUCCAAGAUGAUCCAUAUUACUUGUAUAGCACACGGAUUACAUAGAGUGGCAGAAAAUAUUCGGAGUCAUUUUCCUAGAGUUGAUAAAUUAGUGGCAAAAGGAAAGCAAGUAUUUUUAAAAGCACCUUCACGUGUUUUAUUUUUUAAGACAGAAGCUCCCGGAGUCCCUCUUCCUCCCGAACCUGUACUUACACGUUGGGGUUCUUGGAUUGAAGCUACUUCUUAUUACUGCCAAUAUUUUAAGCAAGUACGAGAUGUUAUGCAACAUUUUGAUUCUAACGAUGCUGUAUCUAUAAAAGAAUCUCAAGCCCUUCUAAAUGAAAUUUCAAUGGAACCAAAUUUGACUUUUAUAGAUUCAAAUUAUGGGUUUUUACCAUCAACCAUAACUAAAUUAGAAUCACAAGGUGUAUCACUAACUGAUUCAGUAACAACAGUAAUGUUCACAAAAAAUAAAUUGGACGAAGUAGCGGGUGACGUUGGAAUGAAAGUAAAAACAAAAUUUAACCAAGUUUUAGAAAAAAACUCUGGGUUUGCAAUAAUAUUAAAAAUUUUAAAAAUUUUGAAUGGAGAAAAAAGUUCAUCGAUGGAUGGUUUACCAGAAGACCUAACGGGAAAUGAUUUAACAUUUUAUAAAUAUGCACCAGUAACAUCAACAGACGUCGAAAGAAGUUUUUCUCGGUAUAAAACCAUACUGGCCGACAAUCGGCGAUCAUUCGACGUGGAAAAUAUUAAAAAAACAUUAGUUGUGCAAUGCAAUAAUUUAUCAGGAUAAAUCAAAAAUUCGAGAUUGAAGAAAACCAUACUAACAAUCGGCGAUUAUUCGACGUAGAAAAUAUUUAAAACAAAAUUAAUUGUGCAAUACAAUGAUUUUUAUAUUUCUUUUAUAUCUAAUUUUUUUAUUUUAAUAUAAUAUAAUUCAAUUUUUUUUGUGCAUAUUAUGUUGCAUAUUUAAUGAAUUUGAAUGCAUAUUUUCAAUUUUUGAUGUGCAUAUUUGCAUGCAUAUUUUUCCAAUUUCACC
Messenger RNA from Metopolophium dirhodum (rose-grain aphid), 1182 nucleotides. RefSeq lists its product as uncharacterized. The transcript has 2 exons. Lineage: Eukaryota; Metazoa; Arthropoda; Insecta; Hemiptera; Aphididae. The coding region runs from base 58 to 936 and encodes 292 amino acids. The record is from RefSeq and is a predicted model, not a curated record.